CUUGUCGAGGAGCCCUCGAGGACGCUGUCAGGUGCCGUGGCCAGAGGAGAAGGGCGAAGGAAGACAUCGUCGUCCCCUUCCCGCCUUGCUGCAUUGCCUGUCGAUCGCGAGGUGGAAGAUCACAAUCGAACGGGGGGAAGGACGAGGACGAGGAGGCCGUGUUACGGUGCGGUGCUGUGCUCGAAGGCGGAUGUCAAGAAUUGCACGAGGCGACGAUAAUGCGCUCGUUCGAGGCUGCUCCGGAGCAGGUGCGAAGUUGAUCGAAAUUCGUCGGUGAAGCCUCUCUGGCACGGGCUGGCCGAGUCGAAUCUCUGAGCGGAGAGGGUAGGGCAGGGCGGGGCGGGGAGGGGCGGUCGAGGGUUCGCCAUGGGCUGGAUUCGGAGCUCGGUUGCGGAGGCUCCUUCUUCCCAUCUUCGGGGGCCUCCGACCGACGUCGCGCACCUCGCUCUUCUGACCUACUUCGGCCUGGGAGUGGCCUACUUACUCCCAUGGAAUGCCUUCCUCACCGCCGUGGAUUACUUCGAGUAUCUCUACCCGAAUUCGCACAUCGAUCGCGUGUUCACCGUCGCGUAUCUUCUUCCGGGACUCACUGCUAUGAUCUUGAUCCUCGCUUACGGACAGCAGAUGUCUUCUCGGGGCCGAAUCAAUGUAGGGCUGGUAAUGCUCCUCUUCUCCAUUCUUGUGGUGCCCAUCGUCGAUGCCUUGUUCAUUGGUGGAGAUGGAGGCGGGGACAAUUCCUUCGCGCAUGCCGUGACCGUGGUGGCAGUGGCUUUUGCCGGAGUCGGCGACGCUCUGGUGCAAACGACUGUCAUUGGGAUAGCAGGGGAACUCCCUGAUCGCUUUAUGCAGGCCAUCGUGUCGGGAACUGCAGCGUGUGGAGUCUUGGUUUCGCUUUUCCGCAUGGCGACGAAAGCAGCAUUGCCGCAGAAUGUGCAGGGUCUGCGCACGAGUGCCAAUUUUUACUUCCUGGUAGGCUCGGCCUUUCUCGUGGUUAUCAUCUUAGCUUACAACCAGGUUCAUAAGCUUGAUGUCAUGAUUCACUACCAGGACAUGAAGGACUCUGCGUUUAGUGGCAAUGUCGAGGCUGAGGUACUUGCGGCCAGGCGGGAUUUGGAGAACGACAGCAGUACUUUGCUCUGCAAGGCCACGAAUGCUGGAAACGAGCAUUACUCGUCGAUUGCAUCGUCGCGUGGGCCGUCAGUGCCCAGUUCCAAAAGCUUGCUCCAGGCCUUUGUGCCUUUGAAAUGGGUUUCACUCUCCUUCGUCCUGAUUUACGUCAUCACCUUGUCCAUAUUCCCCGGCUUCCUGGCUGAAGACGUGCACUCGGCGUUCUUCAAAGAUUGGUACCCAAUUUUGCUGAUUGCAACCUUCAAUGUGUUCGACCUGGUGGGAAAGUCAGGCACCUUAAUCUACACUCCCACAACACAGAGUGUCACAGUGUCCGGCUCUCUGUGCAGGCUUCUGUUCUUCCCUUUAUUUGCAGCUUGUCUGCACGGACCGAAAAUAUUCCGCACCGAAGGUCCUGUCUUUCUGUUGACGGCUUUGCUAGGGGCCACCAAUGGCUAUUUCACCUCUACCGGAUUCAUCAUUGCUCCUAAAAUUGUCGCGUCUAGCGAAGUAGAGAGAGCGGGCACCAUUAUGGUCAUAUCUCUAGCAGUGGGCUUGACUCUAGGCUCGUUAGUAAGCUGGGUGUGGGUGAUCUAGACAUCAGGCAUUCCGCUCAAUUGUGGUUCGUGACCACUACCACUUUUGUGCCGAAUGACCUGGUUGGAUUCAAAUUGCUGCAACGAACCUUUUGAGUACGAGGUGGCUCUUGUGGAUGCUGGAAGGACGUGCUUCUGUCGUCGUCAUGAACAGCAAGAGGUUGUCCACCGACUGCCGCUCACGGGUUGCUAUUCUCACCAGGACGGGGGAUUCCUCUCGACUCUCAGCUCUUUUGUUUGCAUAUUGGUUGUCGGCACGAGUACCUGCACACUUCUUGUGCGGUUGAGUGCUGUGUAAAUUCCGUGCAUUGUUUUUUGUAUAGCAUCCUCAUUGUAAAUUUGAAUUCACGAGACACUGGAACCUUUUAUUCUUUUCAGAAUCACACACGUGAUCCAUAGAAUGUGACCUCAGUUUCAAAGUCGUUUGCUC
Marchantia polymorpha subsp. ruderalis is the source of this 2133-nucleotide messenger RNA. NCBI's taxonomy places the organism in Eukaryota, Viridiplantae, Streptophyta, Marchantiopsida, Marchantiales, Marchantiaceae. The record is from the annotation of a GenBank genome assembly.